AGUGUGUGGACUAUAUAAUCUUUCCUCGAACGGAAACUGAUGCAUCACCUGGAAUUCAUGAGUCUAUGAGUGCAUUCUUCUCACUUUCAGCAGAUCUGCCAGGAUGAGACUUCCAGCCGUCGUUCUUCUCGCCGCCAUCUCCACGGCGUUGGCCGGUGGCGUCACCGUAAAGACCCUGGUGUCCCCGACGGAGACGAGUAACAGCUACGUGGAGAUGGUCCCUGUGAAGCCCCGGACCCUGAGGGCCUUCACUCUGUGCAUGCGCGUGGCCUCGAAGCUCAAGGGGGAGCGGGAGGUCAACCUGUUCGCGUACCGGACCAGAGACUCCGACGAGCUGAAAGUGAGGCGUGAGCUGGACGGCAGGUUGUCCUUCUACCUGAGCGGAGUGCCAGUUUUAUUCGAAGUCCCUCAGCUCGGUGCCCUGGAGACCCACCUGUGCAUCACCUGCGAUUCCAAAUCGGGUGCGGCCACCCUCUUCAUGGACGGGAGUAAAAGCAUGACCAAGAUCUACAAGAAGGGCCACGCUCUCCACUCCGGGGGCAGGGUCGUCAUCAGACAAGACCCGGACUCCAACUUGGGCAAAUUUGACGCCAAACAGAGUUUCGUCGGGGAGAUGCAUGAUGUCAACAUGUGGGACUCUGUCCUCUCAGCAAGCACGAUCCGAGACAUGUACUCCGGGGACAGAGGUCCGAGAGGGAACGUCUUUCGACUGAUACACCGUAGAGCUCAGAGUCAACGGGCAGGUGGACGUCCUCCCCCUCGUCGUCCCCCUCAUCGUCCCCCUCAUCCCCCCCCUCAUCGUCCCCCUCGUCGUCCCCGUCAUCGUCCCUAGAGUUUUUGCAGCCUGUGUGACCUCUUGCGAAGGAGGUGAUUUGUUGGUAGAAUGUGGUUAAUGUUAAUUUACUACUUUGAUUACAUUCCUUUCAGUUCAAUAAAAACCUAUGUUGACAUAUUGAA
Scophthalmus maximus (turbot) is the source of this 957-nucleotide messenger RNA. RefSeq names its product pentraxin fusion protein-like. Lineage: Eukaryota; Metazoa; Chordata; Actinopteri; Pleuronectiformes; Scophthalmidae. The coding region runs from base 104 to 832 and encodes 242 amino acids. The transcript is spliced from 3 exons. The record is from RefSeq and is a predicted model, not a curated record.